AGGAGGAAGAGGGCGUGUUCUACUACCUCCUUGCCGUGUUCUGGUGAUCAGGAAGACUCAAAGAAAUGUAACACACAACCGUGUUCUAAUGUGGUUCUUCCUGCAACCAUUCCCCCAAAUUCGUCAAAGUUUGGCUGUUACAUAUGCAGUCACGAAAAAUCAAGCGAAGCAUGUAAUAUGAAGGGAAUUCAGGCUUGUCCAAAUGGAAAACAGAUUUGUGGUACAAGAGUUGACAGAAAGACAAAGAAUGUAAUGAAAGCAUGCACGGCCGUCUGCAAACCUGGCUGCAACAAGAACGCAUGCACGUUCUGUUGUUCAUCUACUGGAUGUAAUAAAGAAUUUGGUAAAUAUGGACAGUGGUCGUCGUGGAAAGAAAAGAAAACCAAAGGUGGCAAAAUAUUGGAGCGCAAACGAGACUGCACGACGCAAGAAUGCUCUGGUGACACCACCGAGACCAAACCCUGCACACCCGCCCUGUGUUCUGGCUACAAACAACAAUGCAACGUCUGCAACAAAGCAAAGAAGAACAGCGAGUGUACAAAAGUAGAAACAUGCAAAAAGGAUGAAGAUACUUGCGAAACUCGCGUGGAAAAGAACAAAGCGGAAAUAACAAAACGGUGUAGAAAGGAAAAGGACUGCAAACCAAAGUGUGAUCCCAAAGAUAGUUAUUGUGUUACCUGUUGUAAGGGAUCACUGUGCAACAAAGAUGAAGCAUAUGGAACGUAUAGCCUCUGGAGUGUGUGGUCUGCUUGCAGUAAGCGAUGUGGUGGUGGUAAACAAAGCAGAACUAGGAAGUGUUCCUCAUCGAAAUUGCCUUGUGAAGGACCAUCCACGGAGGAAAAGGGCUGCAACACCGCCUCCUGUGUGCAAUCAUCAGAAUGCCAGAAGUGUACAAGUGCCAAAAAUAAUGCAGAGUGUAACAGACAAAAUAAAGAAAUUUGUUCAGCCUAUCAGUCCUGCGAGACAAAGAUUGAUCGUCGGACCAAAGCACUGACUAAGAAAUGUACGCCAACAUCUGCAUGUAGAACCCUCUGUCACGGCAACUCAGCCGUCUGCACUUUCUGUUGUCAAGGAGAUAACUGCAACGAAGUUUAUGGUGAAUGGGCUCCUUGGAGUGCAUGGGCACUAAAGAAUGGAAAGAAGAUCAGAACUCGGUCCUGUAAUACUAUAGAGUGUUCAGGUGAUAGUGUAGAGGAGCAAACCUGCACUGGUACAGCAUGUUCAGGAGUACAAAAUUUCCAGUGUAGAAGCUGUACAAACGCCAGGUCUGACGCGGAAUGUAACUUUGGAAACUUUGUCACAUGCCCUGCUAAUCAACAAACAUGCCAAACCAAAGUUGUUCGAGGAACUGGUCUAAUUACAAAAGGAUGUGCUGCGCCAACUUCAUGUACACCAUCCUGUACAGCGGGAAGCCAGACCUGUACAUUCUGUUGUUCAGGCUCUCAGUGCAAUGAAAAUUUUGGUUCAUGGGGAAUGUGGGGCUCAUGGUCCGUGACUGGCACUAAAGGAAGCAUGAUGACCCGAAAACGCACCUGUACUUCUAUCGAAUGUUCUGGAGAGACUGAAGAGACUGUAAAGUGUCAGGGACCCAUUUGUUCACAGUUUAGAUGUCAAGCCUGUAACAAUGCAAAUUCAAACGAGGAAUGCAACAAACAAGGUUUCCAGACUUGUUCCCAAGAUCAAGAUACUUGCGGAACUACAGUUGAACGGGCAACAAAGCGCAUGUCAAAGGGUUGUAAAGCUAAAGGCGCAUGUACACCAUGGUGUGACGCAGUAUCUUGUACCUUCUGUUGCAAGGGAGCUUACUGUAACGACGUUUAUGGUGUGUGGCAGCUAUGGACAUCUUGGAAGGUGGUCCUAGAAAACAAUGUAUAUAUCAGACAGCGAACACGUGACUGCGUUACUACAGAGUGUUCCGGAAACGGCAUAGAAAAGGAACCGUGCACAGGAUCAAUUUGUACAAGUGGCGUAAAGCCUGCUGUAGACGGAGGAUUCACUGAUUGGUCCACCUGGUCGUCUUGUUCUAAGACCUGUGGAACUGGAACAGCCGAGAGGUCUAGGACAUGUACCCAACCUGUCCCAGAAAAUGGCGGGAAAAACUGUACUGGGGUGUAUUCGGAAUCCAAAGCGUGUAGCACACAGCCAUGUGCAGUGGAUGGCACGUGGGGAGUUUGGGGACCCUGGGCACCAUGCUCGAAGACCUGUGGGGGUGGGAAACAACAUCGUGAGAGAAAGUGCGACGACCCCGCCCCCGCUCAUGGCGGCAGCGACUGUACAGGGGACUCUACACAGCUAGACGACUGCAAUACUAUUCUAUGUCCUUUGCCCUCAUCGGGUCAAUAUGUGCAAAAAUGCCCAAGGGGCUGGUUUACCUGUAAGAGUGGUGGCAUCACCUGUAUCGAUGAAUCGUUCAAGUGCGAUUGUACUAACGACUGCGACGACGGAAGUGACGAAGAAAUUGCGUAUGCUUCAUGUACCAUAUCACAAAUGCAGGGCUGUCAAAGUGGAACUGAUCAUGUGAAAAUAUCAUGGUGGGUUCUGCUGCUGACGGUCUCCGUUGGACUUCUUGUACUGCAUUAAAAUCAACACAAAAAUAUUUAAAAUGGAAAGGCAAAUAACUGUAAAAAUCCUGAGUGCUUUUAAUAAAGGCCAAAUUGCGAUACAUAUAUAUGAUUUCUGAUUUGGAGCUCAGCAUGUCUUGUUUUUUCGGAGUUUCUUGACAAGGCGGGCCGGGGAAGGGAAAUGGAUUUACGAAAACAAGUUUUGAAAACAUCAUCAACGUCCUCUCGAAAUCAAUGUCAUAUUUGUUAAGCACGUAUCAUUUAUAAGACAUAAAUGAUAUUAAACUAUUGAAGUCUAGUAAACUGAUCAGGACAUAUUAAUUUGAAUGUUUCAGUAUUUGAUUUAAUUUGAACAUAUUUUAUUAUGUAAUAAAACAUAAAUGGAUUGGGCAGCAGGCUUUGCCUAUAUAAGCCCAUAUGUUUUAGUAUUGUGUCAUAAUGUAACUAUUAUGACUGAUAUGUAAUAAUGUAACAGGAUUGUUUUUCAUAAUAGAAUAGGUUUGUUAUGUCAUAUUGAACAGUUGCUUGGAUUUUUAUGUCAUUAUGUAACAGGAUUGUUAUGUCAUGAUGUAAUGAUAUGCCAUAACGUAACAGAUAAGACUGUUGUGUCAUUAUGUAACAGUGAGAAUUAUUAUGUCAUAAUGUACAUGUAACAGUUAGAAUGGUUAUGUAAUAAUGUAACAGGGCUGGGCACAAGCUCUUGACACAU
Messenger RNA from Saccostrea echinata, 3270 nucleotides. Its product is annotated as SCO-spondin-like. Lineage: Eukaryota; Metazoa; Mollusca; Bivalvia; Ostreida; Ostreidae. The coding region runs from base 178 to 2580 and encodes 800 amino acids. The record is from RefSeq and is a predicted model, not a curated record. Gene Ontology annotation, molecular function: protein binding. The transcript has 20 exons.